ACCGAAAGGGCAAUUUUUAAGGGUAUGUUAAAUGUAUAAACAUAUUUACAUCUCAAAUAUCUAGAGCAUAUCAUUUUGUAGUAGGCCUAUGCCUACUACAUAUGGAAACUUCAGGCAUAAAUCAUAUCCCAACCUUACGUAAUGGUUUGGUCUGCUUUUAAACUUCAGAGCGCCGAUCUUUAACUGUAGCAGACAGAUGCUUCCCUGCUGUAUUCAUGUACUACACAGUUACAUUUUAUCGUGUGAAUAUAAUUUGAAACUUCACACUGAUUUGCAAACGUUGUCUGAAGACUCAGCACAAUUGCUGGCAUGCAGAAUGCAAACCCAAUAGAGGAGGUGGGAGGCGACACAUCCUGUGAUGUGCCCUGUCUCCAGAAACUUGACUCCCCAACAGGGAGCCCUCCCAAACAAGCCUCUCUCGUAGAUAUGAUUGAGUUUGAGAAUUGUGUUUCCAAUCUCAGCCUUGCACAUGAGAUAGUGAUGAACAGAGACUUCAGCUUCAGACAGAACAGCCCACCCAAAGACAGCUUGCAGGGGAGAAUAUCUGACAUAGUGCACAGUGCUUUCUGGGACUGUCUUCGAGAGCAGCUUUCAUGCAGCCCUCCAGACUAUGUCCAUGCUGUCAUUCUGCUCCAAGAGGUGAAAACUACCGUGCUGUCCCUGCUCCUGCCUGGCCACGUUUGUCUGAAGGCCCAGGUGGAGGAGGUUCUGGACCUGGAGCUGAUCCAGCAGCAGGCAGAUCACGGGGCCCUGGACCUGCAAAGAUUGUCAGGCUACAUCAUCAAUACCAUGGCCUCCCUGUGUGCCCCUGUACGGGACCCAGAGAUCAAGACACUACGGGAUCUUUCGGACCCAGUGGAGCUCCUCAGGGAGAUCUUCAGAGUCCUUGGCCUGAUGAAGACAGACAUGGUCAACUUCACUGUACAGAGCCUCAGACCUAAUCUUCUUCAGCAGGCGGUCCAAUACGAGCAGGCCAAGUUCCAGGAGAUCCUGGAGAAGCAGCCUGAGUUCCUGGACAAGACCACCGUUUGGCUUCAGGUGGCAGCACGAGAGGAGGCAUUGGUCAGUGCCCAGUCUGACCUUGACACUGGGACUCCCAAGCCACGUGGUCCAUUAAGUCCUACUGCCGUCCUGAACAGGGCUUACCUGCAACUGCUGAGCUGGGACCCCCAUGACCAGAACUACCCUGAGACAGUUCUGAUGGACAGAGCCCGCAUAGAUGCACUGGGGCAGAGGCUGAGUCUGCUGGUUCUUGAGGCAUCAGUUCUGCUGUUGACUAGCACACAGUGUGGGGCCGCUGUUUUCUCUCUGCAGGGGUUUGUAGGUAAACUCAAGCAGACCAUCACUGCCCUGCUGGAGGGCAGUCACAACAGGGACUUUGACCUGCAGGGGGCGUUGCUGGGGCUGAGGGAGCAGGUGCUGGUGCAGGUGAAGGAGGCUCUGAUCACCCAGGAAGGACCAGCGCUGCCUCAGGACAGUGAAGAUUUGCUUAAGGGACAGAUCUCAGACCUGGCCAAGGACAACAACCCCAUCCACACUCUCAUAGGAGAAAGAGUGCAGGGCUACCUCCAGGCCAUGCUAGAGGGAGUCCCCACUAAAAAGAGUCCGUCCAUGCCCCCUGCCCUGAGGCUGCUGAGUGCUGAGGUGGCAGAACUGGGAAUGGCCUUUGGGCGAAUAGUCCAUUUCAACCGCUCAGUUUUCGGCCCCUUCUACGUCCCCAUCCUAAGGAAGAUGCUGUUUCCAUCGGGAGAGGCCGAAAUGGGAGAGGACUCCCGCUAAUCCCCCGAACACCUCCGGUCCCCUGCAUAAGCUGCCAUUCAACAUUUACACAAUGUAGAGCAGGGUUCCCAAACUGGCGACCCGCGGACCAAAUCUGACACGCCAACAAUAUUAUUUGGCUCCCCCAAAGACCCCCAAAUUAAAUUGUAAUAUUUUUUAAAAACAAAUGUAUACAAAUCUCAGAUCCAAGAUGCAAAACCCCCCAAAUGCAAUGUCCCAAGAAGGAAGUUACCCUACCUAAAUAAUGCAAAAGUUAAGUUUUAACUUCAUUCAUGAGGAGAGAGAAUGCAGGAGACAGUCUACUAAUAAAGCUGGCAACGGACCAUUUUGUGGUGCUGAAACUUAAAGCUGCAACCACAGCACAAUCAAUACGUGAACUGCACCUGGUGCUGAAAAUAUAGCUAACCUGUUAUGCAAGUGUUGCACAGCGACAGAUGGAGAAAACCUACACCAGUCGAGUAAUUCAUUUCAACAAUAAUCUUCAUUUUAAUUUGACUUUACAAACAAGAAGAGGGCUUAAUUGUCUUCUGAGCCUAGGCCUACAUAAAAUAACAACUGGCUGUGGUAUGCCAUAAUGCUUAACAGCAUCUUUCACAAGAAAAAAUUAUAUGGCCUAAUAGAAGUGGGAUUUUUUUUUUUUUUUUACAAGGUCUCCUUACAAUUGCAACUGGCCAAAAAUGGAGCAUCCUAGAUAAAACAAUAAUUUAAAUAAAAAAAGGUGAAUGUCUAUCAGGACAGCCUGCUCCUAUAAUGACAGAACAAACAGAUAAUACUGUCAGCUUGAGACCUAAAUAUCCCUGGAUAAGCACACAAUAAUGUUAGUAUUUACUAAGUACAGUCAUAUAGGCCACUAAGUUACUCACUUAAUGGGAAAUGUUGCAUUUCCCCUCGAUCUUAUGGAUGUCACCUGAGAUGGAUGUGAUUUUGAUGCGCAGGCAGUCAACAAUUGACUUGUGUGAAAGCCGGUUCCUGUCCUGAGUCUAUAUUGCGUUCAUAGAGGAAAAUGAGGACUCGCAGGAUUAAGUCGAUCCAGACAUUGUUAGCACAUGAAAUGCACGUUUCUUUAUUGGCUGUAUUCCUGAGCAUGCCACCCAAAACGCACACAAGGACUCGGUACCCCUGAGCGCAUCUCUGAUUUGGCUUGAUGUCUGUAAUUUAAUCCGCUCAGUUUGAAUUGCGGCCUAAUUUUUAAAAUGUAAACUUUAUUUAACUAGGCAAGUCAGUUAAGAACAAAUUCUUAUUUACAAUGACGGCCUACCCAGACCAAACCCGGACGACACUGAGCCAAUUGUGCACCACCCUAUGGGGCUUCCAAUCACAGCCGGAUGUGAUUCAGCCUGGAUUCGAACUAGGGACUGUAGUGACGCCUCUUGCACUGAGAAGCAGUGCCUUAGACUGCUGCUCCACUCGGGAGCCCAAUCCAGCGAGGGUAUCGUUUUCUUAGCAAGGGAGGAGUGUUCUCCACCUGGGCAGACUGUGAGAGGAGCACGCACAAACGCAAUGAUAUCCAUGGGCACACUGUGAGAGGAGCACGCACAAACGCAAUGAUAUCCAUGGGCAUUCUGUAGUCUUCAAAUCUGAUCACUCAGGAGACCAUCCGCCACCUCAUCAGGAGCAUGCCCAGGUGUUGUAGGGAGGUCAUACAGGCACGUGGAGGCCACACACACUACUGAGCCUCAUUUUGACUUGUAUUUAAUAAGAAUAUUUCAUUCAUUCAGAUCUAGGAUGUGUUAUUUUAGUGUUCCCUUUAUUUUUUUGAGCAGUGUAUAUACAUUAGUAACGUUUGUUAAACCAAAAACAGGCCAUCAGAUAAGUAGAAUAUAUGAAGAUCAUAUAAAGAAUAAUCAUACUGGAAUAUAUUUUCCUCAGGACACAUAUAAUAUUUGUUGUCGCAACCAUUGUGAUAAUCAUUUUUACUAAUAUCUAGAGUUUGCAUGUAUGUCAGCUUGAAUUGAUUAUUUGUGCAUUAGCUAGAGAUUGUUGUGUACAGUAGGUUUAUUGAAUGGUAUGUACUGUAUAAUUUAAAGCACUUACCAAAGAUAUGUAUGCACUUUUUAACUAUUUAAAAUACAUCUAUAUUUUAAUAUUUUGGAACUGUACAUUAAACAAUGUGUGAAAUUUG
Molecule: messenger RNA, 3901 nt
Organism: Oncorhynchus kisutch (coho salmon)
Lineage: Eukaryota; Metazoa; Chordata; Actinopteri; Salmoniformes; Salmonidae
Product: T-complex protein 11-like protein 2
Exons: 10
Coding region: 310-1779 (489 amino acids)
Biological process (GO): regulation of sperm capacitation
Cellular component (GO): acrosomal vesicle; sperm flagellum
Source: RefSeq, a predicted model, not a curated record